Molecule: messenger RNA, 3182 nt
Organism: Hyalella azteca
Lineage: Eukaryota; Metazoa; Arthropoda; Malacostraca; Amphipoda; Hyalellidae
Exons: 6
Coding region: 163-3168 (1001 amino acids)
Source: RefSeq, a predicted model, not a curated record
UCGGUGAGUUGUGGAACUCUACGGAGCGUCGCAACCACGUUUGAAUUCCUCAGCCAAACCCGCCAAAAUGCAGAGACUGUGGGAGGGCGGUGGACUGUGCCGCCCCACGAUGCCCCACACGUCCCCACCAGACAGUCGCCGCCAGUCAUUGCCUCCUCUAGAAUGACCUCAGCUGACUGUACCAAGACGACAUUUCUUUUUCGGUGGCCACUGUUGGCGCUUGUGGUGCUAGUGGCAGUGGUCUCUGGGACGCCCCUGCCCCCUACCACCGUCCCCCCUUAUAGGGGUCCCACCCCCCUGAGGGCCAUCGAGCCGGGGGCCCUGCCCCCCACCACCAUCCCCCCACACGGAGAGCCCACCCCCCUGAGGACCAUCGAGCUGGGGACCCCUCGACCUGAGGUGCCAGCGACGCGGGGCCCUGAUGCCAGUGGCAUCUUUGUUGUCAAGGAUCUGUUCACUUCACAAACCCAAGAAGACGGCGAUUAUCAUCAAAAGACUACCUAUAUAGAUAAUUUUAAUCAAGAUAACAUCAGUCAACUACCGACAAAACAGCGCGAGAUCUCGCCCUCAAGCUUGGGUGUGAGAAAUGGAGGGAGAAAUCAGCGGGGGCUUGAUUCCAGUUCCAUUAUCGAACAAAAUUACAGCAAAAGCUCUGAGCAUUUACAGGACCUAAUUCCAUUUGCCCAAACUAAAGUAACUCAUCAGGUGAGUCAUGUGAUUGCUGAGGUGAGUGAGGUAGGGCCAAGUCGAUCCACUUUACCUCUCCCAACAGUCAUCAUGGAGGCCACCCAGCCAAUACCUGUCGUUGUUAAGAACACGAAAACUACUCCUUUAUCUCCAGUCUUUCAGCCUCGAAUAUCCGUUGAUGGUCGGCCUCUGCCGGAGAAGAAAAGUUAUGACAUCGACGACGAAAGAAGACCAAUACCGACGGUUAUGCCUGCGGAUCCAACGGGAGAGGAAACUGCAUCCCUCAAGGUGGUCAGUGGUUAUUCUUCGAUGGCUUUUGGACCAAACCAGCAGAGCAAUACUGAUGAUCCUUACUUGGCUGACGACCAUGUCACUGCCUCGCUGCCGUCACGAGUAAACACUCAAACCAGUGCAAAAAAUGAGAGCAACUCAUUAAAGAGUUCGCAUUCAAUCAUAGAUAAGUCACAUUUGUCGAAGAGAAAAUCUGAUCUCAAAGAUCCCUUCUCUGAUCCUCAGAAAGAAUCAGAGCCAGAAGAUGAAACUAACGACACGAUUUUGGAUCUGGUGGGGGACGAACGUGUUAUUGAAUCCUUGAUUUCAAAGCCUCCGGUUGAUGUUAGGAAUAAUACAGAAGCAUACCGGUACAUUCCAUCUACCACACCGUCAUCAACGUCGACCACCAACACCGAGGUUCAUUCGUCUUCCAAAAUUAGCGAGCGUGGAAAUGUGCAAACAAUAGGGAAAUUUGGUACGACGGCUCCUAGUUUAGAGAAAAAAGCAAGUCUGGUUCUUCACGAGAAUCCCUUCAAGAGAGAGGCCGUUGACAAGCCCUUGAAUAACGUGGGUAUCUCAGAUGCUUUAUCCUAUGCCGAUUAUGAAAAAGAAGAUGUAAACCUGUUUUCUUUUGAUCCACCUAGUAGGGAUCCAAGAAUUUAUAUCGACUAUAGUGAAAUUGAGGCAGAAUUGGCUAAACAGAAAAAAGGCCACGGCAAACUUUCCAAACCGCUUUCAAGGCUCACCGAGAUUGAGCCCUAUACACAAGAACCUCCAGUAUCGAACAAGCUGAAGAAACACAACGAAACUGCAGGAACCUACGAAACUGUUAUAUUUGAUGGAGAUGUAGCGAAACCAGUCAAAAUUCCUGUGAGUCAUCCUAUCGCAGAGAAAAAUAAUCCUAUUAUCCGUGAUUCUAUUCUAAAAAUAAAUAAGACAAACGUCGUGGAAAAUAACAAUAAUGAAGUUAAAAACGAUGAAAUCAAAUUAUUCACGCCUAAUGGUGAUCCUGUUCAAACACCUGCAACUUUAGAUACAUCAGAUUUAACAAUGAAGGAGAAGUUUAACCGAACAAUUUUGAAAGAAAUUGCUUCAAAGGCUGAUGGUGACGACGAAACACUGUCGUCGCUGCCAUCAUUGACGAAUAAAAACAUUGAAGACAUUCCCCAAGAAGGACAUAGCAUUAUGGCAUCUCGCACGGGACUCGAGAUGCCAGUGGAAAAUCCUUUUCUUCGUACGGGUGCAGCGCAGUCAACUUCUACUGAGGCGCAAGACGUGGCUUUGCUUCAAAGGAGCUUAGACUUGGAGGAGGAAUCCACGAAUACCGAGCGAGCAGAAACAGGCGAUGACGAUUUAUUAGAACCAGAUCCGCAGCCAGAAAUAAAUUCUGAGACUAACUCGGCGAGCCUUAACCCCCAACCCUCAAUUUCUAGUCCGAAUACCAAACUAAUCUCCCCGAGUCUAUCCCCAUCCCCAAUCAAUGAAUCAGAAGUACCUGAACCCCCAUUCGCUGAAACCACAGCCGAUUCGGAGCCUGCAGUAUCGGACUUCAAUGAAUCCCUAGGUCCAGAUUCACCUGACCUCAUUCAAGAUACGGGAUCCCCUGACUUGGCGGAUCCCCGAUCAUCAGGCAGUCAUCCCGAGAUCUCCUCAUCGUCGGAGGAAGACCUCGUCUCGCCGCCCAGCGCCGCCGCCGUGGCGGAGGCGGCGGUCCUCACUCACUCGUCGGUGGAUCGCUCCAAGGAUGCCAGGUCGCUGGACUCCCGACUGACAGCCGACAAGCAGAUCCACGCCAUACAGGCGCCGUCGGCCUCACCCGACGUGGCCAGCGGCGGUCCCAAAUUGUCGGGCGGCGUUUCGGCGGCCAGAGCGGAGGUCGACCUCGGCGUCGGCGUUGUGGCGGCCAUCAUCAGUGGCGUGGUAGUAGCCGUGCUGCUAAUAGUCGGGUUGGGGUUGUUUGUGUUCAACCAGCGCCGCAGCCUCAACCGCCCCAAAGCCCUGGGCUGCGACCGCGGCUACGCCAACUCAGACUCGGGGGGAUACUUGGACGACCAGUGCCAGUCCUCCUACACCACCUCCCACCUGGACAUCCCUAAGGGCUGCUCGGACGAUGUCAUCAGCCUCGACAACGACUCCUUCCUUAACAGCCUCGAGUCUAUGACCAUCCAGAACCUCUGGACCGACAACAUCAAACACACCAAACUCUGAGAACCUCUGCUGGG